CAGGAAGUGAAUAUGCGGGAUCAGCAGAAACAGCGGCGGCCUUAAAGGAAGACGGGCAUAGUCGACUCGAAUCAUUAUUGUCUUUUUCUUUUAACAAGAGCUGUUUUUGCGUUUGCAUUUGAAUCUUGGAUAAUAAAAUGGUUUCUCAUUCGUUAACCUUGCCAAUGGUUAUUUUCACCAUAUUGUGGGGGCUUGUUGGAAUCGUAGCACCUUUGUUCGUGCCGAAGGGACCUAACCGGGGGGUAAUCAUCACAAUGCUGAUAACAACAGCAGUAUGCUGCUACCUCUUUUGGCUGAUCGCAAUUCUCGCCCAGGCUAACCCAUUGUUUGGGCCUCAGUUGAAGAAUGAGACUAUAUGGUAUCUGAGGUAUUACUGGGAAUAAAAUCUUACAGGAAUAAGUGUGUCAGGACCAGUCAUGAUUCCGGUUGAAUAUUCUUCCAUUUUUGUCUGAAUGCUUUUGCUGUACAUGCAAACCUAAAUUCAAAAGUGAUUAUUUAUUUUUGUCUGUUUUACCAACCAAGAAAAAUGGUCCUUUAAGUGUGAAACAAUGUAAAGUGUGAGAAUGUGUCAGUGUUUAAAGACAUUUUACUAAAUGUGAUAUUACUAAUGCACUACAGAACUAUUUAUGUAUUUAUUUAUAUUUAUUUUUUACUUAUAUGUAUGUUUCAAUUGUUAUGUUUUAGAUCAUCUAUCUUAAUAUAAUAACAUGAAAACAUCUAUAAUUUAUUGGAGAAAGCUUGUAUGUGAAGUCUGCUUCACCAUUGUUUGCCCUGAGGGUGUAUCUUGUUGUCUUACCAGCACUCCAGACGAUCUUUCCUUUGCAGAAUGUUUCCUCUUUCACCUAGGAACUGGUAGGAUAAAACUCUGAGCUUCAUUUCAUUUUUUUAGCUUGCUUUGCUGCUGUUUAAUCAAGGCCAGACAAAAUAAGAGCAAUUAGGUAGCAAUAGUAAAAGGUUUCUGCAAAUGAAAAUAAGGAAAGAUCUGAAUGAUCAAAUAAGUACAGCGUGAUAUGAAGUUACUUAAAAUAAGAUUCAUUGGUGUAAUGCUGGUGUUCAAAUAAAUAUAUUUAAACCU
Erpetoichthys calabaricus (reedfish) is the source of this 1075-nucleotide messenger RNA. It is a transcript of the gene atp6v0e2, whose product is annotated as ATPase H+ transporting V0 subunit e2. The record is from RefSeq and is a predicted model, not a curated record. The transcript has 4 exons. The coding region runs from base 138 to 383 and encodes 81 amino acids. Gene Ontology annotation, cellular component: proton-transporting V-type ATPase, V0 domain. Gene Ontology annotation, molecular function: proton-transporting ATPase activity, rotational mechanism. Lineage: Eukaryota; Metazoa; Chordata; Cladistia; Polypteriformes; Polypteridae. Gene Ontology annotation, biological process: proton transmembrane transport.